GACAUUUUAAUACUCAGUGUGGCGUUGUGAAUUUGUCGGUACAUGUCGCGGCACAGAAACAUAAGAGCGUUGUGUGAUGAUGAUGUCGAUACUUAUGACGAAGCCUUCGCUAGUUCAGUUGAUGAUGACUAUACAAUAUCCCCGAACACAUCAGAACGAUACAUAUAUAAUCCGGACAGUGUAUUCAAGCAAGACAUAUCAGUAUCUUUAAAGAAUGUCAAACCAUUAAGUUUCACAGCGGAAGAUUUCCCGGAAAAUGAUUCCAAAAACCUUAAACCAGAAGAUUCUCCUGGAGUUGUGUCUGGACGAAUAGGGUCUUGUCAGGCAUUUGAUUUCUCCGCACCAAAAACUAACGAAGUUACGGGUCAAAAUGAUAGCGUGCAUGGCUCUGAUGAGGUGUUUGGCAACAGUGAUCUUUUUGACUCAAGUAAUUUUAAACGUUUGAACACAAGUGUCGUUGGGGAAGAUAACUUAGUGAACAGUACAAUUUCUGUAAAUAAGUCCAAAGUAGAGGAGUUGGAUUUUGAGUUGCUUGAUCGUUUAACUUCACAAUCCUCUUCAGCUCAACAGUCGUUUGAGAAGCCUUUUAAAACCACAGUUAGUGUACAAGAUACCACAAAUCGCCUUAAGUCGAAAUCAACUGACCUUCAUUUUUUGUCGAAAACAACUAACCUUUUUAGCUCCAACUGUAGUAUUUCAAAGUUAGCUGGCAUUACAACUUAUGAUAUUCCGACAAAAAAUAUUAACAGUGCUGGGUGUCUCAUAGGGUAUAAAACUCCUAGUUUCUUUGGCUUGUUGAUGUCAUCGUAUACCGCUGAUAAAUCGAAAGGAUUUGAUGGAAUGUUAUCAAGGUUUUCAAACAUUAUAGUCCGCACCCGUUCACCCAUUUAUAACUACCUAUUCGCACCUCGUACUGUCUCUGGAUUUGUUUUCGAUAUUCCGGAGCCAAAGACUUUUGAACGUGGUGGUUCAAAACUAGCUAGUGUAACGACAAAGCCGUGCAGUCAACGGAAACUCACAGCACAUGCUUUAUGUGUACCUCAAGCACGUCCUACGGAAGGGAUCAAUCAUGCUGAUACAUCAUUAUUAAAUUUAUCUCUUUCUCAGAAAUUGACUAUCUCUAGUCAUUCUGAUGAACGUUCUAACUUCUUACGUACUCCGGGCAAUAAUUCAGCAACUCCUAGUAAACCCAUUGACCGGCAUUCUUUGGUAAACGAAUAUUCUAAAUUGCAUAAAGAGUCAGCAGAAAAAGAGAUUAUUAAUCUUAUCGUUAUGGGACAUGUGGAUGCUGGUAAAAGUACUCUAAUGGGAAAUCUACUUUGUUUGUUGGGACAUGUUUCUAGCAAACAAUUAGCUAAAUACCAAUGGGAUGCACAAAAACUGGGCAAAGCAUCAUUCGCCUAUGCAUGGAUUCUAGAUCAAACUUCAGAGGAAAGAAAUCGUGGCGUUACAAUGGAUAUUGCACAAACUUCAUUUGAAACAAAAUCAAAACGAGUUGCUCUAAUGGAUGCUCCUGGACAUAAGGAUUUUGUUCCACAAGUUAUUGGCGGUGCGACUCAAGCUGAUGCUGCUCUCCUAGUUAUCAAUGCUACUCGGGGUGAAUUUGAAACUGGAAUUGGUGCUGGAGGUCAGACAAGGGAACAUGCUCGAUUGGCUCGUUUAUUAGGAGUUUCUCGUUUAAUUGUCGCUGUAAACAAAAUGGAUACAGUAGAAUGGUGUCAGUCACGAUUCAAUGAAAUUCAGACACAAAUAUCUAGUUUUUUAAAAUCUAUGAAUUUUUCCGGAGUUGUGUAUUGUCCAGUAUCUGGGUUAGUCGGGGCUAACUUAGUACCUCAAAACUUGUCCAAUAGCAGUAAAAAUACGUCAGAGACAGGUUCUAACCUGUUUGCGUGGUAUACGGGACCUUCGUUACUCGAACUUAUCGAUUCAAUUCCAUCACCAGAUAGAACUGUUGACGGACCUUUUCGUUUUGUUGUCAGUGAUAUAUUUAAACCUGCUGGUUCCAGUGUACCAAUGGUUGCUGGACGAGUUAUAUCUGGAGCUAUUUCUAGUGGUGUAAAUAUACCUACAAGUAAAGUUAUUUGUUUGCCAAGUGAUGUACGAACUUGUGUGAAAUCUAUCAGAUCAUUGUGUAAUACUCGUACAGGUCAAAAUGAUGCUGAAGGUGAUCUUGGAGGCAAAUUGUUAGAUCAAGUUGUUAAAUUUGCAUUUGCCGGUGAUCAAGUGGCGUUGAUGUUAACAGACAUUGAUCCAUUUCAAACUCUUAUUCCUGGUGAUUUACUUACUGAUCCAGACAAUCUAAUACAACCAUCCACUUGUAUUUCAGCUAAAUUGUUAGUAUUCUCUAUACAGCAACCUAUUACGAAAGGUUAUCCUGUUAUAUACUAUUAUAAUUGUGCCAAUGUAGCCGCCACUAUUACUAAAUUAAAAUCCAUGACUCGUCGAGAAAACAAAAUGGAAAAAGUUGUUCGAAAACCAAGAUGUCUUCUUGGUAAUUGUACAGCAAAUGUAGAGUUAACAUUUGAAAGACCAAUAUGUAUAGAAGUUUAUGAAAAAUGUAAACCUCUUGGACGAUUUAUGCUUCGUGUUGGCGGUGAAUCAAUUGCUGGUGGUACUGUAACUAAGUUAAUUCCAUCAAAAAAGGAACCAUCUUGUUGAUCUGUAGUACCAAAAAAAUGAUAUUUUUGAAAGAGAAGAAUAGAAAAUGUUCACUUGGAUUGUUUUACUAUUGAACAUUUAAUGCCAGAAUGUCUUUCAUUAUUCAAUGUUAGAAAUAGACUAUUAUUAUUAUUAUUAUAAAUAUUUAACAGUCUUUAUAUUUAUUUAUAUAUUCAACCUUCAAUACUUUUACUGUCCAUUUAUUUUGGAUCUUACAUCAAUGAUACGAUUUCAAUUACAAUAUCAAUGUGAAUGGUGUAGGUUAUUGUAAACAAAAACAAAAAGAAAAACCAAUUAAAGUUUUAUCCAAUUUGUAUUUAUAUUUUAACACAUAGAUAAUGGUACAAGGAGGCACCAAAUACAUAUGCGUCAUACAGAUCUCAUUUGAUAUGUGUGAGAGCUGUGAUACUGUCCGGGUGACCAAACCGAAACAGGUGUUUUUCUUAGGGGACCAUACCAGGAGCCUUAGACAUGAAAGUUUGAUCCACGUAGCUGUGAAGCAUCGUAAGGAGAUGCAAUCCCACAGUAGGCGGUGACCAAUAAUUGGUUCAUACGCCGUUUGUUCCCUCAGGGUACUGGAGCCCAUGUGCACCAGUGGUUUGGAAUCGGAGUUUUCCAACUCCCCUAGGUGAACUCUCCAUGUU
Molecule: messenger RNA, 3302 nt
Organism: Schistosoma haematobium
Lineage: Eukaryota; Metazoa; Platyhelminthes; Trematoda; Strigeidida; Schistosomatidae
Product: HBS1-like protein, variant 3
Exons: 12
Coding region: 43-2658 (871 amino acids)
Biological process (GO): translation
Molecular function (GO): GTP binding; GTPase activity
Source: RefSeq, a predicted model, not a curated record